AUGUCAACAUUUGAUUACCAGGAUAAACUAGAAAAACUUCCAAUACCUGAUUUAAAAUCAACUUGUGAAAACUAUCUAUCAGUCUUAAAACCAUUACAAACUGAACAAGAACAUAAAGAAACUAUAAAAGCUACUGAAUCAUUUUUAAAAGGUAUUGGACCUUAUUUAGAUGAUCAAUUAAGAAAAUAUGCAAAUUCAAGAAACUCUUAUAUUGAACAAUUUUGGUUUGAUUCUUAUUUAAAUUCAGAUUCUCCUGUUGUAUUAAAUUUAAAUCCAUUUUUCCUUUUAGAAGAUGAUCCAACUCCAAUUAAUAACACUCAAAUUAAAAGAGCUUCUAGUUUAACUCAAUCAUCCUUGGAAUUUAUUCGUGCUUUAAGAAGAGAAGAAUUACCUCCUGAUAUGGUUAGAGGUGUUCCUUUAUCAAUGGACCAAUAUCAUAAAUUAUUUGGUUCUUCAAGAAUUCCAACUAAAACUGGUUGUAUUAUGCAAACUGAUUCAAAUUCUCAUCAUAUUGUGGUUAUGUCAAAAUCUCAAUUUUAUUGGUUUGAUGUCUUGGAUAAAAAUAAUGAUUUAAUUUUAACUGAUGAUGAAAUUUCAAUUAAUUUUGAAAGUAUUUUAAAAGAUUCACAAAAAUCAACUCCAAGUGAAUUAGCAAGAUCUUCAUUUGGUGUAUUAACAACAGAAAAUCGUAAAAAUUGGGCAAAUUUAAGAAAUAAUUUAAUUAAUGAUGAAAUUAAUUAUAAAAUUUUAAAAAUUAUUGAUUCUGCUUUAUUUAUGGUUAUUUUAGAUGAUUUAAAUUUAGAAACUUUAAAUGAUUUAUCAAUGAAUAUGCUUUGUGGUAUUUCAAAAUUAGAUAAAGGUGUUCAAGUUGGUACUUGUACAAAUAGAUGGUAUGAUAAAUUACAAUUAAUUAUAACAAAAAAUGCAAAAGCUGGUAUUAAUUUUGAACAUACUGGUGUUGAUGGUCAUACUGUUUUAAGAUUUUGUUCAGAUAUUUAUACUGAUUCCAUAUUAAAAUUUGCCAAAUCAAUAAAUUCAAAUUCUCCAUCAAUUUGGAAAACAAAAUCUCCUUUAUUGAAAAAUCAAAAUUCAAUUGAUACAAAUGUUAUAACUAUACCAAGAAAAUUAGAAUGGAAUUUAACUUCUGAUUUAUCAUUAGCUUUAAGAUUUGCAGAAACAAGAAUUUCUGAUUUAAUUUCUCAAUAUGAAUUUGCAUGUCUUGAAUUUAAAAAUUAUGGUUCAGAUUUUAUUAAAAAAUUAAAAUGUUCACCUGAUGCAUUUGUUCAAAUGUCAUUUCAAGCUGCUUAUUAUGUAUUAUAUGGUAAAGUUGAAUGUACUUAUGAACCUGCAAUGACUAAACAAUUUUUCCAUGGUAGAACAGAAUCCAUAAGAACAGUUUCAUUAGAAUCAAAUCAAUUUGUUCGUAGAUUUUUUGAAGAUUCAAAAAAUUUAGAAAAAUUAGAUUUAUUACAAAAAGCAUGUUCAAAACAUUCUAAAACAACAAAAAAUUGUUCAAAUGGUCAAGGUCAAGAUCGUCAUUUAUAUGCAUUAUUUAAUAUUUGGAAACGUUAUGUUGCAGACCAAGAUCAAGAUGAUGAAAGUUCAAAUGAUAAUGGUCAUAAUUCAGAUGAUGAUAAUUCAGAUGUAACAAUUGGUAAUGAUUCUGAUCCAGUUUUAGAAAAAUUAAAUAAAAAUGAAAUUCCAUCAAUUUUUGCAGAUUCAGGUUGGGAUAAAAUUAAUAAUUCAAUAAUUUCAACUUCAAAUUGUGGUAAUCCUGCAUUAAAAAAUUUUGGUUUUGGUCCAACUUCAUCAAAUGGAUUUGGUAUUGCAUAUAUUAUAAAAUCAAAUUCUAUAACAGUUUGUGUAUCAUCAAAACAUCGUCAAACUCAAAGAUUUAUUGAUACUUUAAAGAAUUAUUAUGAAGAAAUUUCACAUAUUUAUAAUGAAGAAUUUUUAAAACCAAAAAUUGAUCAAUCUUCAAGAGGUAGAUCAACUCCAAGAUCAGGUAAUUUAAAUUAUUUAUUAGGUGGUUAUGGUUAUUUUGAUUUAGAAGAUGAUGAAAUUAAAUCAAGAGGUAAUAGUCCUGAAAGAUUUGGAUUUAAAAAAGCUGGAUUUACAAGUAGACAAUUGAGUGAAAAAUUAAGAUUAGCAGAGUAUUGA
Molecule: messenger RNA, 2160 nt
Organism: Hansenula ciferrii
Lineage: Eukaryota; Fungi; Ascomycota; Saccharomycetes; Phaffomycetales; Wickerhamomycetaceae
Gene: YAT1
Product: carnitine O-acetyltransferase YAT1
Exons: 1
Coding region: 1-2160 (719 amino acids)
Biological process (GO): carnitine metabolic process
Cellular component (GO): mitochondrion
Molecular function (GO): carnitine O-acetyltransferase activity
Source: RefSeq, a predicted model, not a curated record